AUUCCCGUAUUGACAAGCCUCUGAGAGAGAGAGAGAGAGAGAGAGAGAGAGAGAGAGAGAGAGAGAGAGAGAGAGAUAGCUGCUGUGUCACUAGCGUAAGAGAGAACCGAUUGGUCCAAUUGGUAAAACAGAGGUCUACUGGAUACCUGCGGAUGCGACUGCAUGAAUGUGACUAACGUAAAAGAAAUUCGAAUCAUCUUUUUGUAAGAGCGGUCGUUAAUAAUGGUAUGUGUAGGUGUGCGUGUAUGUGUGUGCGUGUGUGUGCAAGCGUGGCUGUGUGUAUGUGUGUGCGUGUGUGUGCGAGCGUGUCUGUGUGUGUAUGUGUGAUUUUGUGUGCAAGAAAAUGUGGAAGACGAUGAGGAUUAAUAAAUUAAAUAAUACAAAUGUUAUUAAAACUUUGUUUUAUUUUGGUAUAAAAAAAUCUGAUUUUAUACUUAUAAUUACAAUACUAAAUAAAUUCAACAAAAAAUACAACUUAUUACAAAUCUUAUCGUAUUUUUGAAUUUUUACUCAAUAUCAAUGUCAAAUUCUUCCAAUAUACUUAUGUUAGCAUUUUACGUAUUUUCAUGCUGCUGUAACUGUACCGUUUCACAAAUUUUAUUUUUGUCACUUUUUGACUGAUUUUCUUGAAGUUGUGGGAGUUGUGGGUGCUGUUUCAUACUAUUCUUAUCAGCUUCUUAACUAUUAGUAUCAAUUAAGAGAUAGUUUAACCCCAUUGAAUAAUUUAAACCAUCCUAUAAAAUAAAUUUAAAAAUUAAUUAUUUUUAUAAAGAUUAAACUUAGAAACAAAAACAUGCUUUAAAUUAUUUCUUACUUUGUCGAUUUCACAGCUUAAUACGGAGUUGCCCUGAUACCAUAUAGGAUUCACGUUUUCCUGAAAAAUAGCAAAUAGUCAAUAAAUAUAUAAGAUUACUAGCAUUAGUUUGAGAUAGAUAGUGAUAGAGAGAAAGAAAUUGUAAAGUCCACGUGUAUGCAUAGAGCGUGUAGCUUGUGUGCGAGAAAGAGACAGAGAGAGAAAGUACAGGUAUCUGCAUGUCUUUUCAGUACGAGGUAGAUGAGAGAGAGAGAGAGAGAGAGAGAGAGAGAGAGAGAGAGAGAGAGAGAGAGAGAGAGAGAGAUAAAGAGAGCAAGAGAAAGAAAGAGCGAGCGAGAGAGAGAGCGAACGAGAGAGAGAGAGAGAGAGAGAGAGAGAGAGCGAACGAUAGAGAGAGAGUGAGAGAGAGCGAGAUAGAGAUGUAUAAAAUUUUACUUACUUUAUUCUCCAUGCUGAUGUUGAUGAUGAGGAUACAUUUUUUUUUAAAUCACUUGUUUAAACAAAAUUUUGUUAACUGUUUCGUAUUUGUUUACACAUGCACCCACACACGUACGCACGAUGUUACUUCACCGAGAGCUAUGAUUCGAAUGGUUUUAACGACUUGCAAGUGUAUCCAAAGCGUUUGGCUCUCACACAUCUGGGUGCAAUAAUUGUCAAAUAAACUAGCCGUAUCUGUUUAAGGGAUUGGGAAAGUUUCGGCCAAAGAAAUUUGAGCUUUUAAGUGUUUUAGAUGCUUCGACUCAAUUCUAUACAUUCAGAAUACUGAUAUUUUAAAUAAUUUGUUUAAUUUAAUGUAAAUAGUAAUAUUCAUACCACUAUUAGUAUAUUUUAAUGUUGCUGAUAUAAUCUGUGUAGAAGAUUUCUUUCAAUGUGAUAAUAAACUAAUCCCUGUAGAAAGACAACUAAAAUAAAUUUCAUCAGCGCUCUGACUUAAAUAAUACAAUAGAUGCAAGGGUGGGGAUAAUUUUUCAUUUGCUUUUCAUUAUUUUCAUGUGUGAAAAAUGAGGGCUAUCGAUGAGAGUCAGUGCAUCGAAAAUUCAUCUCUAGUCGCUCGCGUGGGGACUAUGGGAAACGUAUUUAAAAGUACGAUGGAGAGAGGAGCUGACCUCGUCCGAAAAAAAAACACAGCGAAGAUGCACCCUGCAGAGCAUCUGUGUAGGGUCAAGCUGUAUCGGUUGCAGCUCUCGCUCGCUGUAGAGAGUCAGUGUAGAGAAAACACAAGCCUGCAGGCGCCUGUGUGGAGACUAUGGGGAGCGUAUUUAAAAGUACGGGGGAGAGGGUAGCUGAGAAAACGAGAAAAAGAGUAGAGAAUCGGCGCGCUUUGCUCGAAAAUUUGUCUCCAGACGUUCGGUUGCAGCUCUCGCUGCAGAGAGUCAGUGUACCGAAAACAUAAGCCUACAGGCGUCUGCGUGGGGACUAUGGGAAACGUAGUUAAAAGUACGGGGGAGAGGGUAAUGGAAAAUCCGAAGAUCUAGCUGUUUCGACUGCACUGCGCAGGCUGUAGAGAAUCGAUGCAAUACGCUAGAGUGGGGACUGUGGGGAACGCAUUUAAAAGUAUGAGAGAAAGGGUAGUCGAAAAAUCCCAGGAUCUAGCUGUAUCUGCUGUACCGCGCGCGAUAUACAAAAUCGGUGCGCUUUGAACGAAAAUACUGCUUGUAGAGGCCUGAGUGGGGACUAUGGGAGAUGCAUAUAAACGUAUGAGAGAGGGGGUAGCUGAUGUCGUUCAAAGAAACAUGAAAAGAGACGUUGCAUGUCGCAAGCGUGAAUGAAUCGAGCUUGAGAAGCUUUUUUGUAGUGGAAGGGUACAAAUUUCUAGUAUAUUUAAGCAGUCCUCUGCUCCGUGUUUGUAUACAUUUCCGAGUGUACUCAAGCAGUAUACUGUUCUCUACAAUAGUUGAGAAAGCUGUAGAAUUUGUAAGUAUAUUUUAAAUAUUUUAUUAUUUUAUUUAUAAAUUUAUUCUUAAUGAGUAAUAUUUUCAUAGAUAACAUGGAUUUGAUUGUUGUUAUCCAGGGCUUCAAGGGGCAAAACGGUGAAUUCAUAGUCAAGGAGUUGGCCUACAUUGAUCCCAACGAGCCAGCAGCAGUAGCUCAAUUAGCUACAUUUCAACCACCUCACUCUUGGUACGACUUGUCGAGCGAUGUCCAGUGUGCCAAUCUGUGGCUCAAAUAUUCUUUUCACGGAUUAAAGUGGAGCGAUGGUGAACAGCCAUACGACAAACUAGCCGAAGUUUGCUCCAGCCUCCUCGAUUUAUCACCGACAAGGAACGUUAUUAUUUGGGUGAAAGGUGCACAGAAAAAGGAGUGGCUGCAGCUAUAUUUCCCGGACGUCCGUAAUAUAGAAGAUCUCGGCUGUCCAUCCUUAAAGAUACCAGGAUUUCGAACUCCGCUGGUGUGUUCACAUUACCUUCCUGACUGGAAGGAGAAUUGUGCAGUUCAAAACGUUUACGCAAUAAACAAGUGGCUUCGUGCAGUACGACAAGAUUUUAUCUUCCCACUGCAUUUCUUUGAGGAUUAUUAUUCCUCAUCUGAUUCGGAUACAACAACGACAACAUUGGAAGAAUAAUUUAUCAUAAUGGAGUCGCUGAAAGCUGUGGCAAAAGCUCCACCAUUCCUGCCUACGAAAAAAAUUAAGGAUUUGGAGAUCAACAAGAAGUACAAAAUAUCCAAACAUAAGAAAGUUCAGACAAAAUUUGGCGCGAAGAUGGUGUUGGAGUUGGAUGGAAGUUUCGACGUUUUCCUACCCACCAAAGUAAUUGCCUUCCUCAUCGAGAACAACACCGACGAGGAGAAGUUGAAGAAUGAAAUUGAUACUAGAGAUGUUUAUCUAGUACAUUAUGGACACAACAUUAUUGAAUUCAUGUAAUAAUUUACCUCCACUGCGUAUAGUAUUAAGGAUUUUUUCUCAAUAAUUAGAGUGUUUAUUUAUGUUAAAUUCUUUUUUAAAGGGGAUUAUCA
Molecule: messenger RNA, 3769 nt
Organism: Nasonia vitripennis (jewel wasp)
Lineage: Eukaryota; Metazoa; Arthropoda; Insecta; Hymenoptera; Pteromalidae
Exons: 2
Coding region: 2778-3377 (199 amino acids)
Source: RefSeq, a predicted model, not a curated record